AUGAACCGACGCUCCUUCUUCUGCAGUCAUCCCGUCCUACGACUUCCUGGUUUGACAGCCCAGAGACAUGACACGGACUAUACUACCAAGUAUUGGAAAACUAGCAGACUCAACUCUUCAUCGCAAGCAUCCCUGCGAGAGAAUCAUGGACAUAGGCCCUCAAGUCCUACAUCUAGCUAUCGCCGGACUCCAGAUCAUGCAAGAAAGGCCACUGGCUCAGCAAGGCGAGCAACAAGGGAUCACUUCACUUCUGCAUAUAAACUUAGACCUUUCUAUUCUGCAAGUCAUGAGAUAAUGGUUAGUGUAGCCUUAAGAGUAAUAGUUUCUCCUCAUCGUAAGGUCAUUGUGGACGAGUAUUCCCCAUGCCAGAAAGGUGCUGUAAACGUUAGCAUUAUUGACGGGAAACAAACACUUGAACAUUUCUUAUGCCACACGAAAGUAAGCUUUCCCUUUAAAGACUCUCAUACCAUACGUAAGAGAAUAGAAUCGAAGGCAAUGCAACCCACGCAACGCUCUACAUCAGCUGAUACAUGCAUUUUGCCAACACAGUAUGUUAGGUGUAAAAACUUGACCGAGCGGUUGUGCCAUUCCCUGCCUCGUUACAGUGGCACCCUCCGGAACACCGCUGCGUCCAGAGGAAACGUGAACAAGAUCGUCUGCACAGAAGUGGACUGGCAGGUCGACUUGCGCGCAGGUAUAAAAGGACGGACUCGGCCCCAGCAACGCAUUCACUGCCGGAUCCUCUCAAGAGAAGCAUCUAAGAAGAUGGGCGUGUGUGGACGUGUCGCUGCCUUCCUGGCCUUGGUGGUCUUGGCCCACGCAGACUCGGAUGCGGGCUACGCCUUCCCCACUCCUGGCGGGGGCGCUGGCUUCGGAAAUGGGCUUGGAGCAGGAGCAGGGUUCGGAGGGGGAGCUGGAGGUGGAGCUGGAUUCGGGGGUGGAGCUGGAGCUGGAGCUGGAUUCGGAGGUGGAGCAGGAGCUGGAGCUGGAUUCGGAGGUGGAGCAGGAGCUGGAGCUGGAUUCGGAGGUGGAGCUGGAGCCGGAGCUGGAUUCGGAGGUGGAGCUGGAGCCGGAGCAGGAUUCGGGGGUGGAGCAGGAGCCGGAGCUGGAUUCGGAGGUGGAGCUGGAGGUGGAGCUGGAUUCGGAGGUGGAUUCGGACCCUCUGGACCUUCCUGCCCCUACGUGACCUCAUACGUCACGGAACACCGCACCCGAGUGCAGGAGGUCCCCUCUUAUGAAACUGUCUUCAAGAACGGCUACGACGUGCAGACCGUGCACGUCCCCGUCGUGAGCACCAUCGUCCAGACGCAGACGGAGACUAAGUACGUCCCCGAGUACGUCACCACAACCAGCUACGACAACAUUAUCGAGACUGUCCACGACCGCAAGACCGACUACGUGACCAACUUCGACUCGGUCACCAUCACCAAUGCCCAGUACGUGCCCAACACCGUCACCGUGACCUCCAUCUCCACCGUCGUGUCCGUGCAGGUGCAGUACGCCACCGUGGUCGAGACCGACUACGUGCAGCAGCCCCUCGUGCAGACCUCGACCAACUACAAGGUCCAGUACGAAACACAGUACGUUCCUCGCUACGUGACCGACGUAACGACUGUCAAGACCUACACGACGGCCUGCCCCUACGGACUCUAAGGCGGGGUCGAGGACGCGCAGAGGAAAAAAUAACAUCCUAAUAUUAUUUUGCUGGUAUUUAAAAUCUAUGGAUGUCAGUAUUUAAUGAUGUGUUGUGAUUGCAAUAAAUAUAUUAGCGACU
Messenger RNA from Penaeus indicus, 1774 nucleotides. RefSeq lists its product as uncharacterized. Lineage: Eukaryota; Metazoa; Arthropoda; Malacostraca; Decapoda; Penaeidae. Bases 1 to 1653 code for a protein of 550 amino acids. The record is from RefSeq and is a predicted model, not a curated record. The transcript has 10 exons.